UCAUGUUUGAUUUAGGGAUAAAUUGUGCUUUCUCAAAUCUCUAUGGGACCAAUGGACACAUCAAACUGGACUUGAUGUAAUUUCUGUUGUGUUUUAAAGACUUUUUGUAAAGAACUAUUUUAUUGUAUAUAUAUUUUUAUAUUGAUAAUAUAUACAUAUAUUUAUAUCCCUAUGGGAAUUUUUAUGCAACCUGUUUUGGCAAGGUCUGUAUUUAUGUAGUAUUUUAACCUCGUUUGACUUGUUUGUCGAACAAAUGUGGCUUAAUUUUUUUUUUUAAACUUGAAAUCUUGGUCAGUAACCAAGACUAAUAGCACAAUAUAUUCAUGUAUAAAAUCUCAGUCUGGUGUUUAAAAUGACAAUCUGGGAUACUUUUCUACAGGUGACUUAAUACACAGGCCUAAGCUAUCAUGUGUUGCAAACCAUCAUUAACAAUAUGUAAAUGACAUUUCUAUGGUGUGACUAAGUUACAGUAGGUUACUUUUACAAAACUGUAACAGUUUUAUGUACUAUUUAAGUUAUGCAUCUGUAGGUACACUCGCCGUUGGCCAGAGAGUGUGUAUAUGGAGCUUUAUUUGUAUGAGUGUAAUGGGGUGUGACAUUUUGAAAAGUAAGAUUCUCAGGAUGGACGUGUCGUCCAGUUGAAAAAUCAUCUGUUCAAUCACAGCACAAUGAAAUAAUAAAAGAGGUACUGAUAUUUUAAUGGCUGAGAAUAUGAGAAUAUGUUCUUAUUCCUAACUCAUUUUGGGUGAACUAAAAAAGAACACAAGCUCAAUAUUUUUUUCUCUGUUCCUGAAUGGAUAAAUAGUUUUUGGUUAAUCGUGUAUGUUGACAGAGGAUAAAACCUUCCAAUUAAAAAUAUGGAAAACAAAUUUUGAGGCUGUAAAUUAGUGCAGUGUCAUGUUAUAAUGUGGAUGCAGCUUCAGCACUCAAGUGACAUGAUGCUGCCUCGUGCAACUACUCAACAUUUUCUUUUGUUCCUUAAAUUAGACUUCUGAAGUGUUUUGACAAUCAAUGCUGUAGAUAAAUGGGCCAGGAUUUUGCUUUGAAAAACAAACUGCAUUGAGCUUCAUCUGGCAUCCAUAGGGAUUAUGUCUGACUCAGUUUUAAUUACGGUUUAUUCAUUACUUUAUAGGCCAAGGCCCUCAAUUCAGAAAAAUAAUUAUUUGUCUCCAAUUAGAGAUGAUUAGUCAUCUUUAAAAACCAAAUAUAAAGAAGCAAGGAUUGAACAAUGAUACCAUAUACCAGUCUGGUCUUCUAAUCACUGUAUUUGCCUUUUAUUACAUGAUAUUUCCCUGUGAGGUUGAUAUAAAUUAUAAACUAAUAUUAACAUAAUUUAAAGUCCCCCUGUAGUCAAUAAUUGUAUCCCUUAAAACUCAUCUUUGAUCACCAAAAUGAAAUAUUUACACUUUUUUCCUGUGAAAAAAAAAAAAAAAAAAAAAAUCAUGCCUUAAAAUAGCUUGAAUGUAACUCUACACCCUUGCUUCAUUUAAUAUACAUGGAUCUAUAAAUACGCUAAUUAGCCCCGCCUCCACUCACUCGCACAAGCUCAGAGAUCCAUUCGGUCAACUUACUGAGGUAAACGCUGCACAAUGGUAUCGCUUUUUACAAAGUCGGACACAUGACUGUAAUUAAUAUGAUUAGCCUUUUGCUUGACUACGUUAUCAAGCAGCUGCCAAUAAUGUGUUGCUAAUGUUACACAAACCAUGUUCCCGUUCGUGAGUCAGACAACAGCCUUCUAAAUAUCAAUCUCCUUAUAAACGCUUUGAACACCUCAGAACAUCAGUGGAGAAAGGCAUAACAUCGUUAUAUACAUCAUACACGGCUAUAUUGCUAAAUCUACUAUUUGUUUUUGUUUUUUAUAUCAACAGAAAAAUUAUACCGCGAUGGCUUUGUGGUACUCUCCUGCUUCAGAGCGCUCAUGGUUAAUGAUAUGCUAAAGUCCGCCGGCACAUCGAUGUGAUUGGUUACAGGGUAGCUUGUGACGUCACAGACACCAACGGUCUUUUUUCACUGCAGUUUUAAAUAGAAAAUACUCAGCAAUGGUGUUGACAAAUGAAUUUGCACAUGGUUUGUCUUAAAGCAUAUUAAAACACCACAUAGACAUAUAAACAACAUUAAAAACUUGAUUUUCACCACAGGGGGACUUUAACAUUUUGACUGAUUUAAGUUAAUUGGGUUUGAGAAGUGAUGAGCUCUGUGAGUCUUAAAUAUCAAUAAUACCCAAGGAAAUUCAAACAAAAAUAGCCUAUUACUUCCUUUAAAAUUAUCUCAAAGGCUAUUAACAAAGCUAGAUAUAGCUUGUUCCAUAUUGGAGCCUCGUACUGUACAAGAGGAUAAUAAAUAGCCUAAAAAAAAAAAAUGUAUUUAAAAAAUACUUGACACACGCCUCUUAAAUAGCAGGUUAUUUGAUGCACUUUAGAUUGCAACAUUGUGAUACAGCGCCACCUGUUGGACACAUACUGCCUUUAAUUUUUGUGUACCUGCCAGGUGUAAAAACAUUAUCUAUCUAUCUAGUGCUUAGUCAAUUAGGAUCCGUCAGCAAUCAAAGGAGUUCAGCUCGCGCUCGGAUGUGCGUUACGUCCAACUUAUGUGUUUUUUACCCAGAUAAAUAAAUCACGGGGGCAUAUUCAAAAUAUAGCUUAGUGAAAGCUUCCUGAGAAAACAGCGCAGGAAGUGUUUUGCAAGAUUGACAUGGCUCCGCGGUGACAACUGGCCUGUUUUUACACCUUCCUUCUAAAUAAGGAAGCGGCCCGUCGGGCAUAUGACCACCGGUCCAAUUUGGGAGCUGCCAACGAAGCCCAUCACGCCCCAUGUUCUCCCGCGAGCUCUCGCGCUCACUGUCCCCGGGGCCGCUCGCGUGGAUUGACAGCGAUUGGGUUUUGGCGUUCAAAGACUGACCCCCGGCGGCGGUGAGGUCAGCGUGAUGUCAUCCUGAAGGUGAGUGAUGUCAUCCCGAAGAUCUCCCAGGCAAGGUGAGCUUGCAUUUUGGUGAGUGUGUGGUGCUCCCCAUCCAGAGAGGUGAAACAUGGUAAUCAUCAUCGCCACCACCGCCACCAGCUCAAGCUCUGCCGCCCUGCUCUUCUCAUCUACCGAGGGGCUUAUUGCGUUACACGCCCGCAGCCCCGACCUGCCUUCCAAAAAUAAGCCCCUGCCACCAUGCCGAAAGAAGAAAAACAAGAGUGGUAUUUUUAGGGGCAUUAAUUUUGACCACGUGCCCCGAGGGUAAACCGGAUGGCCACUGCGCAAAGGUUCCUCAUCAGUAUGUGCGAGAGCAGCGGACGCUGGACGUGGACUGCGGUUGUUCUGCUGGGCUUUCUGCUUGGGAUCGUGUCCUCCUACCCCACCUCGAACAGGAGUAAUGCAACUUCACUGGAGAAAAGGUGGGAGACGCUCUUCUCCCGCUCCGUUUUGGGGAUCUCGGUGGAGAAAUCGGACCUGAACUGGGAGAGUGACUAUUUGCUGGGCAUUAAGAGAGUGCGGAGGCUGUACUGCAACGUGGGCAUCGGGUUUCACCUGCAGGUCCUGCCAGGCGGAAAGAUAAACGGUGUCCAUAAUGAGAACCAGUACAGUCUAAUUGAAAUCUCAGCGGUAGAGAGAGGAGUGGUUAGUCUAUACGGCGUGAAAAGCGAGAUGUUUGUCGCGAUGAGCAACCGCGGAAGGUUAUAUGGAACGAGGGCCUUCCAUGACGAGUGCAAGUUCAAGGAGACACUGCUGCCCAACAAUUACAACGCAUACGAGUCUUCCAUUUACAAGGGAUUUUAUAUUGCCCUCAGCAAACAUGGCCGCUUGAAGCGAGGCUACAAGGCUUCCCCAGCAAUGACUGUCACACAUUUCCUCCCACGUUUAUGAGCAAAACUGGCAAUAACACAAUAAUUUGCACAUGUUGGAUGUUCUCGUAGGUAACCCAAACAUGCUGAGAGGUGAACUGCAAAGAACUAAAAUAACACUUACGGUAUUUAUUCUCGUUGAAAUAAUAAUAAUAAGCCUAAUAUAUGUAUAUUUCGGUAGCUUACUUUGUGUCUGAACUAUGUGUACAUGCCAUUCUUUGCUGCUUAUGAUUUCUAUUAUGAAUAUAUGAGAGUCGAGGAGCUUUUUUUGCCCUCUCACUUUUUAUGGGUGCUUGCCAUAACUGGUGUAAACCAUACCUGGCAUUGGACUAACAUCCUCAGCUUUUAGAAGUGAAAUGCAUACUUUUUAUUACCUCAAAGAGCCACGUUCGCAUUGGAAAAAAUAUGUAGGGAAAAAUAAAUAUCAGUUUACUCUGAUCUUCAUCUGUUCCGCCAUUUUACGAGGGAGAUGAAAGCACUUAUUUUUCUGUAGUUACUCCUUUUUCAUGAUUAGGUGGUGCCUUAGCCUCUGCUAUUUUGCCUCCUUUUGUGCAUGCAAGAAAGAGGUUUUUGUUCCAUAUUUAGAUCAAUAACUAAAUAACUGACGUUAAAAUCCGAUUGCAUGCAUCCUUAUUGGGGCUUAAACUCAGAGAGGGCCAUUUUACGCCUCAUGUAAAGUCAGAAUUUGACUGAAAGUCUUUGAACAGCUAGACCUGUAAGGUUUGGGUGCUUCCAAUAGUGAAAACUGAUCAAGCUAGUGAAAUGCAUAGAAUUGCAUUAAAGGUGCAGUAAGCAAUUUCUGAGAAAUGCUGUUGAUAUUUAAAAUCUCCAAAACAAACACACCCCUAUCCAAAAGGAACACACCCCUAUCUUGAUAUGCUCCUCCCCCAAAUUCACGAACACACUGGGCUACGUUCCACUCCAGUUUUUUUUUUUUUGGAUAUUUAAAACACAUAUAUAUAUACAUAUAGAAACAAUUUCGUAAGGGGAAAAAACUCCAUAGUGGACUCCAAGUGAUCAAGGGCUUAGGAUGUUCCAGUUCAGCCCAUUGCAAAGGUUCCGCCAGUAACUGGGCACUCAGGCAACGUAAGCAAUGACAUACAUCCGAGUCAACAAGACUAAUGGUGCUUUUCCACUGCAUGGGAUGGCUCGGUACGGAACGGUACGACUCGCUUAAAUAGUACCACCUCGGUUGAGGUUCCAAGUGUGUGCCGAACCGAUACUAAAUGUGACGACACUGCAGAUCACUGAUUGGUCAGAGAGAAUCGUCGCUACCAGUGUCAAUGGAUUUGAAACACUAGACACCAAACCCACUAGAUUUAAAUAGUAACAGCUAUCGCAGUAUCAUGUUCACGCAACUUUUUUUAAACACCCGUCGCACGAACUUGAAAAAAGAAAUGGCUGUAUCGUGGUCAGUAAGCGAGGUGCAGACUCAUUGGUAGCCGAAGAGCGGAUCCACGGCAGUAAAGGCAGCGCAACUAGAGCUGCACGAUUAAUCGUAAAAAGAUCGCGAUCUCGAUUCAAGGACCCACGCGAUCCUACUUUAUUAAUGACAACGAUUCUCCCGCGUCUAUUAAACCUUUGACAAAAUCAUACCGGAAUGUUCAAAUCUGUGUUCGUGCUGCCAGAGCCAGAGAGAGUUGUUUUGAACCACACAUUAGUUAUUUCUGUGUUACAAAUAUUCACAUUAUCACAGAAGUACUAAGAUAUAAGUUUUAAGUUAGUAUUUAAACACCGAUGUCUAUGAUAGGGAUCAAAAUAGAGCAAACUACCUUUUGAAACGAACUUGGCACGUCAAAUAACGGUUGCAUCAAUUACAUCUAAUUCCACUAGGUGGCGACAAGUGACUGUUAAAAAAUGUAUUUGUCAUUGAACCGUUCAUUCAAAAGAUUCGUUCAAAAACACUGAUUCAUCCAGCAAUGAAACAAGUAUUUAUUAAUGAGUCAUUGAAUUCAUUCAAAACCAUUUUCUAAAUAAUUAAUUCAAACAUUUUUCAGCAAUUAGAGUCAGCAAUUUAUAUUUUGUCAGAACCUCUAGUAAAUUACAUGUUAUUUUGUUUGGUUGUAUAUUCAGAAUCAUGGGAGAAUCGUGAUCUCUAUUUGAAACCAAAAAAUCGUGAUUCUCAUUUCAUGCAGCUCUAGGCGCAACUGUAACGAUCAGGGUAUAAUCCCACCCACUUUGAAGCGGUACUAAACUACAGUGGAAAAGCAAACCGAAAGUAAGCGAGCCGAGCUGAGACAAGUCGUUACACACAGUGGAAAAGCUCCAUAAGUGAAAUUUGCGAAGGAAGGGUAUAAAAAACCGAACUGGAACGCAGCCUAUGCACCACAGGCACCUCCCCCCUAAUGAAUGUAUACACCCCUUACUGCUGAUUGGCUACAAGUGUGUCUCCACUUUCAACAGCAUUUCUCAGAAAUCGCUUACUGCACCUUUAUUCUUGAAUUAUGUGGCACGAUUACAUGAUUGCUUAGUGAUAAGGAAACCUUUCAUUUUACUUAUCAGAUUAAAUAGAUUGUGCGAUUAAACUUCUUUUUUUUUUUUUUGUGGAUAUGUAUUGAUACUAGUCAGUGGUGUCUAUGUUUUACCUCUAGUUAGUGAUCUCCAGUGAGGGCUCAUACACCAACAUGUUGACUGCAUACUUGAACUCCACCUCAAAAAGUCUUUGGAAUGUAAAAACCAAUACAACCGUCUUAAUCUGUUCGCGAUAACAUGAUUUGCUCAUUACUUUAUGUUUGAAUACCAGACAUAGACCCAAACACCUGUGCACACUCUUAAAUUCCCAAGUCAGUCUAGACUUUGUCUAGAGAAUUUGGUCGCACUUGAAAUUGAAUUGAACUUCGGUAUUUAGGCAUUCCCCUUCCCUCACUUACAAUGUCACCCCACUUUUUUUAGCUCUAGAAUUAAAGGAAUAACAAACUCCAUUAAAUUCAAAUAAUGUUAAAUUAGUAUUAGAAUAUUCAGUUGAAAGGCUGAGGCUCUUAUUUUUCAAAGAGAAUCUGUUCAUUUUCCAUCUAGGUCACAGCUCAGACUGCAAUACUCUUUGCUACAAUACCCUUGUAUCUUUUGUGCAAAACAUGUCAUGUUAGAACACAUGCUGGGUUUCUAUCACAGCUGCAAUGUGCAGGAGAGAAUAAAAGGUUUGGUAAUCACUGCAGAACUGGUUAGUACACAUUAACCUUACUUUCUCUUGCAUUAAUGCUUCUACUUGACAUUUGAGACAUGUUAAUGCCACAAAGGAUAAAGAUGUUAUUUUUUAUAACAGUUAUGGCUGGUAUGUUUGAGCCAGGUACACUGAUAUUUACACAUAUUUGUACUAUAUGCUCAUGGAGUGUGUGUGUGAGACUUUUUCCUUAAAGGCGUAGUUCACCCAAAAAUGAUGAUUUUUCAUCCUUAUGUCAUUCCAAACCUGUGUGACAUUCUUUCUUCUGUGGAACAUGAAAGAAGAUACUUUGAAGAAUGUUUUUUGUUCAUACAAUGAAAGUCAAAGGGGUCCAAAACAGCAUUUGGACCCUUUUAACCUUCAAUGUAUAGACAAAAACAAACAAACAAAAAAAUGUUUUCAAAAUUAUGUUCCAAAAAAAAAGAGCCAGGUUUGGAACAACAUGAGGGUGAGUAGCUAAUGGCAGAAUCUACAUUUUCAUUUUGGGUGAACUAUCUAAGCAAAACUGAGACAAUAUGGGUAUGGUAAUUUUUUUGUGUUCUGGGUAUAAAGAGAGAUUUUCAGCUGUAUUAUGUUGAAAAUAUGAUCUGUCUAUUAGUAUUGCCAACUACAGAUCUACAGAUUCUUUGUACCCCAAAUAUAGCAUGUAAUGUGAUUGCUUUAAUGAAACUGUCAAAAUGACUGCUUUUUUAUGUAUGUGAUGACUGAUGUUAAUUUAUUGAUAUGUAUCUUCACUGUACCCUGUCCUCUGUCACAUCUCUGAUCUCUUUAUACUUAGGUGAAUAGAAUUUUGCAUGGUUUUUAAUGCAAAAUGUUGGAUGGAAAUGUUGUAUCUAGACGUUAGGCCCUCUAAACUAAGUGCUUAUACAGAAACCGCUAUUUCUCAUGCAAGUUCCACCAGUUUCUUUGUACUGUACUUUGUCUCCAGCUUUGAAAUGGCCCCAUUUGCAGCUUGCGAGAUGAUUGUAAGGGGUGGUGCAUGUGUGUGUGUCCUUGUACGUAUGCAGCCUUUGUGUUUCCUCAGUUUUGUAUUCCUGCACUGAGGGGCAGACGCCCCCUCCAAAUUCCCCUCCUAUUUUCUAACAUAUACCUCACCUUCUGCCUUAGUUCCAAUUUGUUGAAAUGAUUGUACGAUUUGUUGGAGACAACAAACUUUUUGCCAAUCAUUUUGUUCUCUGAAAGAAAAAAAAAAUGAAAAACUGAAAAAAAAAAAAGAGUAAGAAUUCUAAUAUAUUAAGAAAAUGUUUCCUUUUAUUUUUAUACGUAUGUGCUGUGCACAGCAGCCAACUGUAUUACUGAAAUGAAAAUAAAAGGUUGUUUUUUA
Molecule: messenger RNA, 8311 nt
Organism: Ctenopharyngodon idella (grass carp)
Lineage: Eukaryota; Metazoa; Chordata; Actinopteri; Cypriniformes; Xenocyprididae
Gene: fgf6a
Product: fibroblast growth factor 6a
Exons: 3
Coding region: 3232-3849 (205 amino acids)
Biological process (GO): positive regulation of cell population proliferation; regulation of cell migration; animal organ morphogenesis
Cellular component (GO): cytoplasm
Molecular function (GO): fibroblast growth factor receptor binding; growth factor activity
Source: RefSeq, a predicted model, not a curated record